Molecule: messenger RNA, 5842 nt
Organism: Colossoma macropomum (tambaqui)
Lineage: Eukaryota; Metazoa; Chordata; Actinopteri; Characiformes; Serrasalmidae
Gene: insig1
Product: insulin induced gene 1
Exons: 6
Coding region: 224-967 (247 amino acids)
Biological process (GO): cholesterol biosynthetic process; cellular response to insulin stimulus; SREBP signaling pathway
Cellular component (GO): endoplasmic reticulum; SREBP-SCAP-Insig complex
Source: RefSeq, a predicted model, not a curated record
UGAGGCGCUGAGAAACGGUGAGACUGCCGGACCGUCGUGGAAAGGAAAGAGGUUUUAACUUACUUUUGCUUUCUAUUUGUAUGAAUUAAGGUCUCACUUAGACAGAAAAAUACAUAAUGUGACCAACAAUAACGAGGAAAGUGCAGCUGAAAUUGUAUUUUUUCGAGAUUUGUGAAGGAAGAACAGAAGUGGCAGCGAAGACUUCAAAGAAAUCAAGUGCCCCAUGCCGCAGCUGGAGGACCGUUGCUGGAGCUGCUCUUGUUCCCCCGGCAUGAAGUCGAAAGGUUUCCCGCCGGCCUCCAGAGCCCGGGAGGCGAUGUCCGCCGUGGCCGGGGCUGUGAGCCAGGCUCUCGGCUCUCUCCGCCGGCUCCACUCCGCCGGCCUGGUUCGCCGUGGAGUGGUGCUGUUCACCGUCGGCGUUUUCCUCGCCCUGGUGCUUUACUUACUGCAGAUAAAGAGAAACGUGGUGCUGUUUCCCGAAGAGGUGCUGGACACCCUGCUGUCAUCCUCCUGGUGGAUCCCGCUGAGCUGUGGCACGGCUGCUGCUGUGGUCGGCCUCUUAUAUCCAUGCUUGGACAGCCAUCUUGGAGAACCACACAAGUUCAAGAGGGAAUGGGCCAGUGUGAUGCGCUGCAUCGCCGUGUUUGUGGGCAUCAACCACGCCAGUGCUAAACUGGACUUUGCCAAUAACAUGCAGCUUUCUCUGACGCUGGCCGCUCUGUCCCUGGGGCUGUGGUGGACGUUUGACCGGUCGAGGAGCGGCUUCGGCCUGGGACUGACCACCGCUCUUCUGGCCACGCUCAUCGCCCAGCUGUUGGUCUACAACGGCAUCUAUCAGUACACGUCUCCGGAGGUUCGCUCCGUUCGCUCCUGGCUGCCCUGCAUCUUCUUCUCCGGGGGAGUGACAGUGGGCAACAUCGGACGGCAGCUGGCGAUGGGUUCGGCUGAGAAGCCUCACAGCGAUUAGAGAGUCCGACGAACGGCAACUCGGACAUCUCGCCAACUUUGGACCCUCAGUGUCGAGCGCUCAGAGAGGAACGAGGCGCUUCUGUCGAACUUUCACUCUCACGUUCGCUUCUCGAGAAAGAGGACGGACCGAGUGGACAGUGUGCCAAGUGGACAGCACCUCCAAAACGGACAAAAAAAAAAGAAAAAAAAAACAACCCUGGCCUUCAUCACCACUCUCACCACCUUCAUCAUCCUCCUCACUCGUCCCUGCACUGUCAGUGCUGGUGUUGCUUGUUGCGCUGUGGCCAGAGUGGGACACUAUGUAGCGCAGAUUGAACUGAAUUCAGGAGUGAAUUUGCCUGAAUGUUUGAGUGAGUGCUGGCGAUUCGGGGUAGGGAUGCACCGAUAUGGGAAUUCUGGGAUUUUUUCUAGGAAAUAUGUCUUUUUUUUGAUGCUGACGCGCACAUUUAGAGAACAGGAUCCACGAGAAAAUGGGAUCCACCUGGAUUAGCAUUAGUGAGAGAUGUAGCACUAAUUAGCAGAGGGUCACAAAUGCAGUACGUUUAAAGAGCCCAUAUCAGGGAAAAGCGCGUUUUUCUUGGUUACAGUACGUUUUCAGUCCAUACAGUGCAUUUACAGAAAAUAAGCUGGAAACACAGCCUGUUUCGAGUGCAUGUUUUUGUGACGUCACAACGCUUUUACAUAUAUAUGCCUAUUCGGCCUACAGCUUAGCUCCGCCCAUUCAUGUCGAAGUUAUAAGGAGUGUGUUUCAACCUGCUUUUUGAGUACAGGGCAAUCAGAACAGGCCUCAUUUACAUAUCAGUUUUAAAGGAAGUGACAGAAAUAGACUCUUCAACCUCUUUAACUUCCAAAAAGCUCUUCAUCAUAUUCUUCAUAAUUUUCAUAUUUCAUAAGCUACAUUCAUAUGAGAGCUGUAACUGUCUUCUUUCCAGUCAAAUAGAUGGGUGAUGUAAUUUUAAACCCUUAUAAUAAAAGAAGCUGAACUCACAUUUUUUUUCUACUGAAAGUCGACCCAUUUUUCCACAAUCUGAGCUUCAAACUGGAUCUCAGACGGCGUCUCUUCAGUGAUCUGCACUGUAAAAAAAAUAUUUUUAUAAAAAAAUACUUGGAGCGCCUAAGAUUUUCGGCUUUCGACAGUAAAUUGUAAGCAUAUAGCUUUAUGUUUAUCAUCAUAAAACACUUUUUCUGCUAAUUUGAGGGGAACUUUUACAAAUAAACCCCAAAAAUAUACAUUUAUUUCAUGCAGUUACUGAAAAAUUUGCCUUAUGAUUUGGGCACGAAAAUAUACCUACGAGCAUAAGAGGUUAAUUUAAAUAUUCUACACUUUGAUUGGGUUUAUAUAAACAGAACCUGUUACUGCGCCUUUAAGACUGAUGUAUGCAAAUGAGCUCCGUCUGAUUGGCUGUGCCCCAAACAGCAAUCCCAGCUGAAACACUCCUAACUUCUUAGUGAGUGGGCGGAGCUAAACUGCUGUAGCCUAAGCGGAUGUGUGUAUAAAUGUGUUGUUUUUUUGUGACAUCGCAAAAACAAAGAAUUUAAAAAGGAGCUGCUUAGUUUUUUCAUGUGUUUUGAAAGUUUUACAGUGUUUACAUACGACAUCAAACAGUUCUCUUAAAAAAACCCCACUGAUUUUCAGUGAUAUGGGCUCUUUAAUGGAUAAAGAGAGGCUGUGUAUAAAAGAAUCGCAGCAGUUUCUGAGUCAUGAACCCACGUCGUGUGUGGACGCCCGGGUGAAACAGUAGGAUGGAGACCCUUUAACAGAAAACUGACAUUCUCCUCUGUCAGAUAUCAGCCAAAUGGACAGUAUAUGCGAUAGAUUUUUUUGAAACGAUUACUAGCCAGUACCGAAAUGAUUCCGAUAUCAUCGUGCAUCCCUAGCGUCCAGGUCUGAGCGCCUCAGACCAGACGAGGUGGUGUGAUUCUUUAUUUCUGUUUUCUUGUUUUGCUAAAUGAAAGGGAAAGACGUUUCAAGGCUGCGUGGAAAUGUCCACCAUCCAAAGAGGAGAGAGAGGUACCACACGGAGUAUUAGCUAAUUAGCUGGAGAACCAACACGGCUGGUUCUCCUGCUUGCCAACGAGGCAGGAAGACGUGUACACUCAGUGUUGGUGUAGCGAUAUUAGUCAUUUGAAAUAUUAUGUAUAAUGUCAGGUUCUCAUAAGCAAAGCAGGCCUAAAGCCAGAAACAUACGCAUUGCAAGCACACGGCCCUGACCCUGCGUUCACACCAUCAACGCGGCCAGAGUUCGUUUAUUUUCAACGAGAGCUGCCGAUUUCCGCCGACAGGAGGCAGCGCGAACAUCUGCGACACAAAGUAGGCGGAGUCAAUGAUGCCACAAAGUAGAGCGGAGUUUAACUUCAUGCAAAUAAGGAGCGAAGUGACGUGGCUAUCACCAAUAGGAACUGAGCAUUGAGCCAGAGAUCUUGUAAAGAGGAGAAUUCCCACUCUGUAAUGUCUUCUGGGGUUCUCAAACACUAGAGGGCGCUCCCGAGCAAGUCCAAAAUGAAUGGGUUAAGAUUCCUACUAGAGAUGGAAUAAUGGAGGCGCCAUGAAUAGGCAGAAAUCGCAAAGACCAAAUACUGCUUUCCUCACAAACUGCCUGCACAGACAGUGAUUAAAUACAAAUAAGCACACAAGUGAUUUCUAAUUUUAAUUUUAGCGGGAAAACGCAUCUGAUUUGUGUCGAACCAUGGCAACCAACGGUCGCUCGAGUUCAGAAACACCCUCAGGCGAUGAGCGAUCAGCGAUUUGGACGACAAGAGGCGAAAAGUCGCUGCUGGUGGGAAUGCAGGGUUACUGUGGCGGUUUAAACACUCAGUACUCAAGGGGGCGCUAGAGGACAAAUCAGAGAGGGACCUACUGUUAAUCCAACAGCUAAAGUGGACGGUGGAAGACACGAUCUGCUUUACCAGCUCUGCUGGAAUGGAAAUGCGAUAAUGUAUCACAUACGUUUAUGUAAGCAUUUUUGUGCGAUAUGGCUUGGCUGUCGUCACAGCGCCCCCUGGCUGUAACACUUGGAAUUAGCUCACACUGGCAUUGCGUUAUGAUUCACAUCAUGACACAUUUUUGAACACAGCCGUGUCUGCGCUCGCGUGCUUGCGUGAAGUAUGUUACUGGCCCAGGUCUGGAACUCCACUGGCACUGGGAAAGAGAUGGUUUAUCCAAAACCUACCAGUUAUUAAACCUGAUCUACGAACAGCUUCUGUUAGCCACAUUAGCGUGUUUGUAUGAGCCGUCUCUAGUCCACGUGUGUCAGGAUCGAGUCCUCGUGGUCCAAAGCACUGCAGACUUCAGCUCACUGCCUCAUUAAACACACCUGAUUCAGCCCAUCAGCUAAUUAGGCCUUUAUGAGCUGAUUUCAGAUUGUUGGACAAGGUAGACGCUGAUCUCCACUGCACUUUGGCCCAGAAACCAGAUGCCUGCUUAAAUCCAUUGAUGGAAAAUUGUCAUACAGGCCCAUUUACAUUGAAGGGGAAUUCCACCAAUAUUUCUAAAAUUCCUGCAUAACUCAGUGUGUGAGAUGUAAACAGAGUGAUUCAGAGAGGUUUGGUCUGAAAUGGUUCAGAUGUCUUUACAGUGGUGGUGAUAGGAACCAGGGGUCGCCAUGACUACAACACAAAUAUAGACAUUUUAUUUACUAUCCAGAACCACCAGUGAACCUACACGAGUCUUCUGAGUUUAUAUGGAAAAUAGUGGAAAUCUGAAAUAAUAAGAUUUAUUGGGGACUAUUUUGCCUCACAGCGCCCUGCAUGUAUCCCUCCACCAUGAAUGGAGUGUGAGUUCUCAUCAUGUAAUGACUUUCAAUGAGGGAGCUUUUAGAGGUGGGACAAUUCCGACCACUCUGAAUGACCCUGUUUACAUCUGAACCAUUUAAUUAUGCAGAAAUGUUGAUAAAAAUUCAUGUAAUUCCAGUCUAACGCUUCGGUUUAGCCCGAGGCAGCAGCGUGAAGUAUUAAAGAGUCAAAGCUGGAUGAAGAAUGGAGGACAUUUUUGCGGCGGCCUUGAAGAUUUGCAAUCUGUGAUUGCCUUUGUGUUUUACAGCCGAGUGCUUUUUCCACUGUUGCGGACUCUUGUUUUUGUACUUUAUUCCUCGUGCAUUGCUUCCCACGUAUAAUCCACUCUUCACCUGAUCACAGAGGCGUUCUGCGCGCGAUACGGAUCGGAUGUUGGGGACUUUUGAGCAAAGAUUUAAGUGCAAUCAGUUACUAUGAGCCUGAUGUACCUUCAUAUUUAUUAUUAUUAUUUUUUUUCCUGGUGUAAAAACGUGACGGAUUCCUCCGGAUCAUUAUGCAGUAUGAAGAAACCAAGCGAGCAAUAACUCUGGAGUUUCGACUGAGUGUUCAGUUCAGCGUGUAGAGCUCUAAUCCACCUCUGCUGAUGAAGGAGUCGAACACAGAAGUGAUUCUGUUGAUGCCAGUGACCACUUCCGCUGUCCCUGCUCAUCAUGGUCUCAGUGUCAGUGAAACGGGACGGGCUGGGCUUCUGAAACCGGGCGGCUCGUGUGAUGUUCGGGCCGGUGCUGAAGAGCGAGGGGAGCCUUCGGUUCAGCCCAUCGAAACGAGGGUGAAGCUCACGCCGGACUCUGUGGACGAGCUCCAGUUCAGGGAAUGUAGACGAUGUAAAAAUGAACGAAAGCUUUAUUUUUGUGGAGGAUCGAGGUGUUUUUGACUAAAGAGAGAGAGAGAGUGUGUGUGUGUGUGUGUGUGUGUGUGUGUGUGUGUGUGUGCGUGUGUGCGUGUGUGUGUGUGUGUGUGUGUGUGCGUGUGUGUGUGUGUGUGUGUGUGUGUGUGUGUGUGUGUGUGUGUGUCUUCACCAUUUCAGUUGUAUUAUUUCUACUUUCCUGUUUCAGUGAGAAGUAAAGAUGAUGAAAAGUGA